AUGGUUUUCUAUCCGCCGCGCAGCGUGCCGCCGCUGUCGAUCAUUCCCGAUGAUGUUGCAAUUUGCGACUUUAUGCUAAGCGAUGAACACGGAAGAUAUCCUCUGCAUAAGUCCCCGGACCCUUUUACCUGCGGUCUCACUGGGAAAAGUUACUCGUGGCUGGAGGUGAAGGAACGUGUCGAUUGUCUCUCGCGCGCUCUUGCCAGUGAGUUCAAUUGGAGCCCAAACAAGGGCACAGAGUGGGACAAGGUUGCCGCGUGCUUCCUUGUGAACACAAUAGACACUUUGACCCUCUUCUGGGCAAUUCAUCGAUUGGGUGGCGUAGCAACACCGGCCAAUGCUGCGUACUCUGCCUCUGAAUUAACAUACCAAUUAAAAGACUCAAAAGCAAGCGCUCUCUUUACAUGCCUUCCGCUUCUGGGUACUGCAUUGAAAGCCGCAGGCCAGGCAGGAAUCCCGAAAAACCGGAUAUAUAUUGUUGACUUGCCUUCUGAAUUUGUAUGCGGUGCAAAAGUGCCUCCGCAUUUUAGGACUUUAGAUCAGCUCAUUCUGGCAGGAAAAUCGUCCCCGAAGGUGGAGCAAUUGAGAUGGAGCCCCGGACAGGGGGCUCGCACGACUGCCUUUGUGUGUUACUCAAGUGGGACAUCGGGUCUUCCUAAAGGGGUGAUGAUUUCUCAUCGUAAUGUCAUCGCGAAUGCUACACAAAUCUGCACUUUCGAGAAGACUUUUCGCCCAGCUGUCCAGGAAGGUCAUCAGAACACGCCAUUUUCUGAAGUCGCCUUAGGCCUUUUACCGCAAAGUCAUAUAUAUGCAUUGGUUUAUACAUGCCACGCCUUGCCAUAUAGGGGCGAUAGUGUCAUUGUGCUUCCAAAGUUCGAACUCAAAUUAUUCUUGAACGCUAUUCAAAGAUUCCACAUAUCUAUCCUUUUCCUGGUACCUCCGAUUAUAAUAACCAUGCUACGUAACAAGGAUCUACUGAAAGAGUACGACUUAUCUAGUGUCACGUCAAUCUUUACCGGAGCUGCACCUCUAGGGGCCGAAACCUCUAGAGAAGUGCAGGACAUGUUUCCUCGCUGGGCAAUUAGACAAGGUUAUGGGCUGACUGAAACUGCAACGGUUGUUUGUGCAACACUACCCACGGAUAUUUGGUUUGGCUCUAGUGGUAAUGUUCUGCCAGGAGUUGAAAUGCGGAUAAUUUCUCCAGAUGGAAAAGAGAUUCUUAAGUACGAUACUCCGGGCGAGCUCUUGGUCCGAUCGCCUAGUGUCGUGCUAGGGUAUCUGCGCAAUGAGAAAGCUACCAAAGAGACAUUUCAAGAUGGCUGGAUUCAUACGGGAGAUGAAGCAAUGAUACGCCUUGGACCACAAAAGACUGAACAUGUGUGGAUUGUAGACCGCAUCAAGGAACUUAUCAAAGUCAAGGGCUUACAAGUGGCGCCGGCUGAGCUUGAAUCUCAUUUACUCGAACAUUCCAUGGUAGCAGAUUGUGCUGUGAUUGGGGUUCCAGACGAAGCUGCCGGUGAAAUCCCUAAAGCAUUUGUUGUGAAAUCGCCGUCUGCACAACCAGACGAUGCGGCUGCUACGGAAGCACUCAAAAAGCACGUAGAAGAUCACAAGGCUCGACAUAAGUGGCUAAAGGGCGGUGUUCAGUUUGUGGAUAUUAUUCCAAAGAGUCCCAGUGGCAAGAUCUUGCGGCGACUGCUGAAAGACCAGGAGAGAGAAGCAAGGAAAAAAGCAGGCAGUAAGCUCUAUAUUUUUACAUUGACUACCUUGCCUUGCGCUCGACAAGUCAAGUUUGAAAUCGUGCGGGCGUUUUCGAGAGUGGAUACGCGUGUCUCGACGCCUAUUGGCUGCCGCGAGUAG
Talaromyces atroroseus is the source of this 1860-nucleotide messenger RNA. RefSeq lists its product as hypothetical. The coding region runs from base 1 to 1860 and encodes 619 amino acids. The record is from RefSeq and is a predicted model, not a curated record. Gene Ontology annotation, molecular function: CoA-ligase activity. The transcript is spliced from 8 exons. Lineage: Eukaryota; Fungi; Ascomycota; Eurotiomycetes; Eurotiales; Trichocomaceae.